AUGAAAAUUGAAAAGAAAAAUGAAAGUAUAGUAAAAGAUAAAACGGUGGCAUUUGGCAAUAGGGUUCAUAUUUUUGUGGCUUUCGGCCUUCUAAGGCAACUCGCUUCUUCUCAAAUAUUCUUUGCUGACGGCGGCGAAACCUCCUCUAUGAUCAACCUCGCCUUCGUCUCAUCAUCUCACCUCCAUUCCAAGUUGCUAAGAAGCUUUGUUAAGAAGUUAGUUAGGAGGUUACAGCAGGGCCCGGUUUUGAUUAUGAAGAGCAGGGUUCUGGAAUUUGGAAAAAUGGUUGGAGGGGUUGGAGGUUAUUAUUGCAUUUUGCUAGUUUUAGUUAAUAAACCUCCUUGGACAGUUGUUGUUACAGUUGGUAAAAAAGUUUGUUAG
Vicia faba (fava bean) is the source of this 381-nucleotide messenger RNA. NCBI's taxonomy places the organism in Eukaryota, Viridiplantae, Streptophyta, Magnoliopsida, Fabales, Fabaceae. The record is from the annotation of a GenBank genome assembly.